AGACUUCAAGAAAGGACUGUCUUGCCUGAGGUCACAAAGGCCAAGCCCUAACCCCCACACCCUACCACCCGGCACUUGACACGUGUAUCAACGCUGGCUGCGGUAACCAUGGCCACCAAGGAGCAGAGAGGUGCCAAGUUCUGAUGGGCACCAAUGGAAGGAGGGGGAAGAGGAGAGAGCCUCUUUCAGUAUCCGAGCAUGUGUGCAACUUCCUGCCAGUGAGGAAACACUCAGCUAAAAUCAGCCCAGCUUCUCCUUUCCCUGCUCUGGUCUCACAGGAGCAGUUGUGGUGAGCCGUGGGCCACACUGGCCUCAGCCAGUCCGGCCAAACGCUGGCGAAGCAAUGCCCUGGACUGUCCUGCUCUUUGCAGCUGGUUCCAUGGCGAUACCAGCCCCAUCCAUCGUGCUGGUGCCCCCACACCCCAGCAGUCACGAGGACCCCAUCUACAUUAAAUGCAUGGCCCCCAGGGGCUUCCCAGGUGCCAACUUCACGCUGUACCAAGGGGAGAUGGUGGUCCAGCUCUUGCAGGCCCCUGCAGACCAGUUCAGUGUCAUCUUCAACCUGAGUGGUGGCAGCUGGGAGGCUGCAGGGGGGACGACAUUUCAUUGCCAGUAUGGCGUGCUCGGUGAGCACAGGCUACUGCAGCUGUCAGACCUCAGUGAGACUGUGCACGUCUCCUUCCCAGUGCCCCCUUGGAUCCUGGCACUCUCCUUGAGCCUGGCUGGAGCCCUCCUCCUUGCUGGGCUUGUGGCUGUUGCUGUGGUGAUCAGGAAAGUUAAAGCAAAAAAAAUGCAGAAGAAAAGAGAGCAAGAAUCUUGCUGGGCCCAGAUUAACUUCACCACCACAGACAUGUCCUUCGAUAAUUCCCUGUUUGCCAUCUCAACGAAAAUGACUUCAGAAGGAGACACAGUCACCCUGGAUGCUCACUCAGGCUCUGCUGCGACCCCUGAAAACUGCGGGCCCCGGAAGAGGCCCACCUCCACAUCAUCCUCACCUGAGCCCCCUGAAUUCAGCACCUUCCGGGCCUGCCAGUGAGGCUGAGGAUUGCAGCCCCUCUCUAUGUACCCUGUCCCCCUCUCUCACUUGAUCUGGCCAGGCCAUGUGGGGCCAGAGUCCAUCCAGGUAGUUUGGAGGGUUCUGGCUACUGCUUUCUCAGGGAACUGGACAGGAUGUCUGGCCUUGGGACCUUCCUCACAGAGGAGCAGGAGUAGAAGAGUGAGAGCAGGCAUUGGCCUGGAGGCUGGACAGAAAGCAGGAAGCCUCUCUUUGGAUUCUCAGCUUCAAAGACCACCAGGGAAGUAGUUAGGGUCCCUUCUGGUCCCCAGCUAGGCCAUAAGAGGUCUGAGCUUUCUGUACAUCCCUUCGGUUUCCUCAUCCUUUGCCACACCUGACUUGGACAACACAACUGGGUUUUUGGAAAAUAGGGUACCCCCAGGUAUGUUCUGUGUGUCUGCCUUGCUGGUAUGCCUAAAUUAUUAAUUAUAGCACGUGCUGAGCUGA
This is a messenger RNA of Phyllostomus hastatus (greater spear-nosed bat), 1501 nucleotides long. RefSeq names its product chromosome unknown C19orf38 homolog (gene CUNH19orf38). Bases 344 to 1036 code for a protein of 230 amino acids. The transcript has 8 exons. Lineage: Eukaryota; Metazoa; Chordata; Mammalia; Chiroptera; Phyllostomidae. The record is from RefSeq and is a predicted model, not a curated record.